GCGCGCCGCGGGGCCCCGGCCGCCAUGAGCUCGCCCGGGCCCCGGCGCCCGCAGCCCAUCCGCCCCGCCGCCUUCGGCGCCCCGUCGCCCGCGCCCGAGGCAUGUGGGAUCUUAGCUCCUGGAGACCAGGGAUGGAACCCACACCCCCUGCGUUGGAAGGGGGAGUCUUAACCACUGGACUGCCAGGGAAGUCCCAGAAAUUGCUUUUAGUAUUACAGAAAACUUACGAUCAUCUCUUGGAAGUCCCGGUCACUCGGGAGCAGUUAAACCACUAUCGGAAUGUGGCUGAGGCUGCCCGGGGUGAACUUGCAGCAACUCUGGUCAAAUUUGAAUCUGCUCAGUCUGAGCUUCGAGAACUGCGAUCCAAGAUGCUUUCCAAAGAAGUUUCCUGUCAAGAGUUGAAAGCUGAAAUGGAGAACUACAAAGAAAACAAUGCCAGAAAAUCAUCUCUCCUCACCUCUUUGAGAGACAGAGUUCAGGAGCUACAAGAAGAAUUAGCAGCACUCUCUACUUCUAAAAUCAGAACCGAAAUCACAGCUCAGUCUGCAAUCAAGGAGAACCAGGAGUUAAGGAAGAAAGCGGUAGAACUAGAAGAAAAAUUACAAAACUGUUUAAAGGAAAACGAGGAGAAUAAGAAUCAAGUGUUGCAGAAUUGCAGGAAACAUGAGGAAUUUCUGGCUCAACUUCGUGACUGCUUAGGUCCAGAGAGGAAGAAUGAAAAAGCAUCAGAUGAAGAUUUUAUUCUAAAGCUGGGAGAGCUGUGCAAGGAAAACUCAUUCGUGAAAGGACAGAUUGUUACUCUUGAAGAGACUGUAAAUGUCCAUGAGAUGGAGGCAAAAGCUAGCAGAGAAACAAUCAUGAGGCUGGCUGCAGAAGUAAACAGAGAGCAGAAAAAAGCUGCCUCCUGCGUUGAGGAGAAAGACAAGCUGAACCAGGACUUGCUCAUUGCCGUAGAGGCGAAAGAAGCUCUUGAAAGGAACGUUAAGAUCCUCCAAGAAAGGCUGCUUGCUGGCCAGCGGGCAUGGGAUGCCUCGAAGCAGGAGCUGAGCCUCUUGGAGAGAAGCUCUCUGGAGUUGGAGAAGAGUUGGAAGGCCAGUGUGGAUACAGCCGCAGCCUCGCAGAGCCAGUACUCCGCAUUUAGGGAGGAAAUUGCAGCCUCUCUGGGGGGCAGCUGGGGCACCCUUAGGCCCACGGAGGAUGCCAUUCUGGAGAGGAUUCGAGAAAUGGGAGGCCGGGAAGAGAUCGGGAAACGGAUGGUUGCCCAGCUUGAAGCCCAAAUAUCUGAGCUUGUUGAACAGUUGGGAAAUGAGUCUGGAUUUCACCAGAAAGCUCUACAGAGAGCCCAGAAAGCAGAAAACAAGUUAGAGACUCUUCAGGGUCAGCUGACACACCUGGAGGGAGAGCUGGUUUCUGGAGAUGUUUUGCGAGACAGCUUGAAUUUCGAGAAGCAAAAAUAUCUUAAGUUUCUGGAUCAGCUUUCAGAGAAAAUGAAGUUGGAUCAGAUGGCUGCUGAACUUGGCUUUGACAUGCGUCUGGAUGUAGUUCUAGCUCGCACAGAGCAACUGGUCCGCCUCGAGAGCAACGCAGUCAUUGAAAACAAGACGAUGGCCCACAAUUUACAGAGAAAGCUCAAGACUCAGAAAGAAAGACUGGAGAGCAAAGAGCUGCAUGUGAACCUCCUCCGGCAGAAAGUAGCCCAGCUGGAGGAGGAGAAGCAGGUGCGCUCGGCCUUGGCUGUGGAGAGGGAUGAAGCCAAUGUCACCAUCAGGAAGUUGCAGAAGAAGGUGGAGAGGCUGCAGAAGGAGCUGAGUGUGUGUCGAGAAUUGAAUACUGAGCUCAAAGCCAAACUGGCCGACACCAAUGAGCUUAAGAUUAAAACUUUGGAACAGACCAAAGUCAUUGAAGACCUAAAUAAAUCCAGAGACAAACUGGAAAAGAUGAAGGAGAAAGCUGAGAAAAAGCUACUGUCUGUCAAAUCAGAGCUGGAGACUACAGAGCAGGAGGCUAAGGAGAGUAAAGAGAGGGCCAGGAACAUGCUAGAAGUGGUAACCAGUGAAAUGAAGACACUAAAAAAAUCUCUGGAAGAAGCAGAAAAGAGAGAAAAGCAGCUGGUGGACUUCAGGGAGGUGGUUUCUCAGGUGCUGGGCUUGAACAUGACCAGUCUUGCUCUUCCUGACUAUGAAAUCAUCAAAUGCCUUGAAAGACUGAUCCAUUCACACCAGCAUCACUUUGUCACCUGUGCCUGCCUCAAAGAUGCGACCACAAGGCAAGAUGGGCACCCACAAGGCCACUUACAACUUCUUCAUUGAACACUGUAUCUCUUGAGGGAGGUGGAGAUGAGAGAUAGGACACAAUCCUCAGUUUCACAAUUUCCCCAAACCUUUGAAGUUUGAUCAGUGUGUGAAUAUUGUAUACUUUGAUGAUAGAGCAAGAAUCAACCUUGGGCAAAAAAGGAUCUCAAAGGUGCCAGCCUCAGGUAAAUGUUUGGCACUGAAAACACCUAUUAUUUUAUUUGCUAGCACUUUGGGACCUAGAUAAAUUUCACCAGAGUGUGUAUCUAGAAUGGGAAAUGAGUCAGGAGUUCUACUACCCAAUUUAAUUCUGAUAAUAACCAUGUGGAGAAACUUUAAUGUUUUUAUUUUACAACCUCUCUGGGGUUUGAGAGGUGAUCUUGGUUACCUACCUAUGAUUGCAGUUAGUUAGUGACAGAACCAGAAUGAACACCAGGUCGGCUCUGUAUCAAAGACUGCACCUUCUCUGCUGUUUCACAGUCCUACCACUUCUCCUGAACUCCUGUGAUGCCAGUGGAAAUUGCCUUGAUCACAAAGGAAGGACAACAUCUGUACAAUCGAGGAUUGAUGUCCAAAAGUGACUGAGAUUUAUGAGUGUAACCCAUAUGAUUUCUUUAAAAAGCCGUACACCUAAUUAUUUGGAUGAAACAUACAUAGGUCUGAGGUCCUGUAAAUGGUCCUCUUUCAAAUGUUGCUACCAGAUUGUAUUUGGUGGUAAUCUUUAAUGUUUGAACAGAGCUGAGCUUGGUACUUUAAAAAUGAAACCUUUAAUGUGAAAUACCUAUAAGAUGAAGAAAUCCUACACAGUUUAUUCACCAAUAUAUCAGAUAUCCUGACAGCAGGGAUACUUUUUCAGGAUCAAGAUUUACAGUGAAUUUCUGUCAUGUUCUGUCUUCCUUUUAAAUUUCUAUUGCACACAUCUUUUUCAGGUACCAUAUUCUUAGCUUCCCGAGAAAAACCUGUUUCUCUUUUGGGUGAUUGUUGUAUUUCUAUUGAUACCAUAAGAAAAAAUUUUUAUAGUCCCUUAAAAGAGCAUUCGUGUCUAAUUAAAGGAGAAGGAAAAAACAGAUUACACCCAAACAUUAAGAGAAAAUGAAAACUCUAGAAGAAAGGAAGUGAGCUUGACACAGUUUGGAUGACAGCUGACAUAGAGGGAGAGUGACCAAGGGUCUCUUCUGGGGGGCUAGGUCAUCUCUGCCUGGCUUUCUCCAUCAUGUGCAUUUUGCUACUGCACAGCCCUGACUUAGGACACGAGUGAGGUCUGCAACAGUAGGGGAGGCAGCCGCGUAUUCUCCCAGGGGAAAGUCUGUCAUCUCCAGAGAUCCCUCCACGUGCUCCAGAGAUGCAUUGGCUGCUGCUCCGGACGCACAUCACCUGCAGGGGAGGAGACUCCAGACUCACAUUCACCUGCAGGGGAGGAGGCAGCGUCAGUGUUUGGGUUUCUGGGGGUGAAACUGCUGAGGGACUCUGCUCCCCCCAGGCCACAGAAAACAGUCAUUGACGGGGUGGCAGGGUGGGAGGGGGUCGUUUUUGUACAUUCUCUCUGUUUUCAUUUUCUAAAUACAAUCUUUGAUGAACUUCAUUUGUUUUCUCUGUAAAUUUAUUUUUGACACUCUUCAUAGAUGCUUUUAACAACAUCACUUUGAAAACAUAAACUGUGUCCUAAUAUUAUUUUUCCAUUUUGACUUCUCAUUAAUUAUAUUUCCAGAUUCAUAUAAGAGAUUAAACAUGGUCCAUACUAAAAAUGGUUAGUACUGUUCUAUCUCCUUAUUACACAAAAUUACAUUCCAUUUAUCCAAAUCUGCAUUUAUAUAAUAUUUCUAAUCAUCUUUAAUACAUAUAGAAAUAUUUAAAAUGUUUGAAUAUAAUCCUUAGGAAUUUCUGGUGGAAAGACUAUAUGGGAUAAGAAAAAUAAAUUCUGUCUAUGUAUAUAUGUCCAUAUGCACAUUAACUAUUUGUGAUUUGGACAAAUCGAAAAUCCCUUAAUAAAGCCGUAUCCCUUCUCGUUGAAGUGCCAGUUGGUUGUCGGCUUUCCCUCUGUGGCCUUCAUUCCAGAAUUGGCAGGCAGCUUCACAUUUCUGUGUUAGAUUUUGUUCUUCUAUAAUAUCCAUGUAUAUUUUAUGUUGUCCAAUAAAAUGCAUUAGUUUGAUGUGAUUUUCUAAAUAGCAUUUUAAAAUAUUUAACAUUAACUCCUCUACCAAAUCAUCUGAGUGAUAAUUGCUACUGCAGUUGUAAUUCUCAUCAUUGUCUGAGACAUUUGAAUGUAUGCAUAGAAUAGCUCAAUGAGGAAAAAAAUUUUUUUAACUUAACCCAUCUAAAUUUCCAGUUUUACUUUAUCUCACAGAUGAACAGCGAGUGAUUCAACUUUCUUCUGGUCCUUACGGCAGUUCCGUACUAACAUCCUGUCUACUCUUCUUACAUAAGACUGUUGAAAUCGUUCAGAAGUGUCCUCUCCACUACCAUCAAGUACUGCCUUCAUCUUAGGUGACUUUCAUGCCCAUAACACAAACGCAUGCAACAUUCUGUCUUUAGUUUCUUGACCUUCUCAGCUCUCCUACUUUUACUUCCUUUUGUUUCAGCCACUCACCUCCUAGACUGAAAUUUGUAGUAACCCAAUGUAGACUACCUUAAGCAAAGAGAUUUUGGGAUGCUCAGUUGAAAGAUUCAGGACUAGGCUAACUUCAGCAUCUCUAGAUCCAGGGAUUCAAGAUUGUUUUCUGGAUCCGUUUUGCUUUUAUGCAUCUUUUGUCUCUGCUUGAUUUGCUUGUCUUUGAAUGUCAGACUCACUUGCUCCUGGAGAUGGUUCCUCUGUGUUGCCAGGAAAGAUGGUCAUAAGGAGUUACAAAGUCUUUACAAGCGAGGAACUGAGCUGAGAAAGAGAGACUCUCUGACUCUAACAUUCAUGGAAGAAAUCUCAGAGAAUAGAUUGAUCAUCUCUUCUUGGUCACAUACUCAUGCCUGAGCCAAUCACUGUAGUCAGAAGGGUGAACACACUGGCUUGCAUCCCGUGCCAACCCCUGCAGUGAGGGUGGGAUGAGGUGAGGCUCCAGAAUAAUCAUUCGACCAGAACCACAUGUAGCAGAGGGAAAGUUCCCCAAAGACAGAGAAGCUGAGCAGACAGACAACACACAUCUAUUACACACGGCUAAAUUCAGGACCUCCGAAUCACCUAGAACUUCUUCACCUCUGAAAUCUGAAAUUCUCCAUAGCCUGUUAUCCCAGACCUCUAGUUCUUACUCCCAAAUAGCUGUUCUUUGAGAUCUCUUGAUCCUCACUCACAUUGUCUCCCUACUAGUCUUUCUAGUCUUCACUCCAUCUCGAGCCAGCUGACAUACUUCCUUAGUCAUUCUCUUCCCAACACCUUAAACUUCUGGUUCUUUGGCCCUUCUGUCCUCUACUUGGGAUUAAUCCCAAUUACCAAUGUUUUUGCUGCUUUUCCUGCCCCCACUGAAUGAGACUAGAGGAAAUCUCAUGAAAACACAGCUAAGUGGCAUGCCAAAUCCACGACCUUUGAUCUCACUUGAGCCCUUUGUACUAAUUGGUAAUCCUUCACCAUUUUCCCAGUUAGAUCUCACUGCCAUUCUCCGAAAUGACUGUUGCAAAUGUUCUCCAUUCCCUCAAGGCCCUUACCUUGUUUUUCCUUUCUUCACUGUCAACAGAUAAUCUCAUUUUCUGUUUCACCCAGAAAAUAGAAGCCAUUGCAGGAAACACCUUUAAUAUCUGAUCCUAACAAAGCCCGAUACGUGUGCCCCCCUUUCACUGCCUCCUUCCCUCAUGUCUCGGGUUAUUCCCUCUACCUGGCCUCUUGCAUCCUCCGCAACUUAGUCCUAUUAGUUGUUUUCUCUCGACAGUCUUCAACCUCGCCAUUUGUGGCUUCUGUCCGUCAGCCUUUGAGUAUGUUCAAAUCUCUUUCAUUUUAGAAAGUAUCGCUCCUUCUACUCCACAACUUAGAGACUUAUUUCUCUUUCUCUCUUCACUGUUGAACCACUUCAAAGUGUGGUUUUUAUUGCUGUCUUUCUGGUCUGACCUCCCAUUCAUGCCAUCAUCCAUGGCAACCUGGCUUCUGUCUCCAGCUCUCACAUGUUUGUUAACCUAUCUCUGUUCCUUUUAAAGCGCUUAUCUCACUUGAUCUUUCUGGGACACUUGAUACAAUUGACCAUUUCCUUCUUGGAACAUUCUCUUCCAUUAACUUCCAUACUGUGACAUUCAACUCUUUUUCUCCUGCCUCUCUGGGCACUUGAGUUAGGUUAUUUUCAGAUUGUUAGACACAAAAUUGAAAUGAGAGAUUCAUGUAAGGAUAAGUGUGGGUAUAAUUGUGGGUGCAAAUCUUGACCUCACAGUCAGAACUCAAUGAAGAAUGAUCGGUCACACAUCCUAUAAACUGGAACAGGUUGUUAGUUCAGGAAUUGGAGUGCCAAUUUCAGGGUACCACGUGGCUAUCGUGGCUGGAUUCUCUUACUGAUCCCAUGAAUGCUGGUGUUCUUUGAUGCCAUGAUGACUCAACUCUUCUUUCCUCUGCUUCUACAGCUUCUGCCAGUACCGUCAUCAUCUUUCCACACUUUUCUCAACCUUUAGCAUCUACUUAUGCUUAUUCUGCGCUUCCUCUUGUCUGUGUUCUCCAGUACUUCCUGGCUUUUCUGUACAUCUUCCCAUUUCUGUUCCCAUCAUUAUUUGCUCUUUCUCUGUCUCUCUGUGUUUCUCUUCUGGAGGGAGAACUUAAUUGGUUUAAUCAGUCACUCUUCAGUGUGAGCAGCACGUUUACACCACGUCACCUUGUAGGCCAGCGACAAGUCUGUAGAUCGGUUUGCCUUGGAUCAGGCACCCAUUUCUGGUCCGUCUACUGUGGUCACAGAAGUGGGGCCUCAUGUCUGUCUCUUGGAUGUAAGUGUUCCAUCAGGGUCUGUCUUAGUCUCCUUUUUGCAUACUUCAUACACUCUCCAGUGCCUUAGCCGUUGACCUCAGGGAAGUUACUUAUCUCCCUGUGCCUCAGUUUCCUCAUUUGUAAAAUAGAUGUAAAAUACCUACCUGUAAUGUGUUGAAUUGUGUUCCCUCCAAAGAUAUUAAAGUCCUAACUCUUAGGACCUGUGAAUGUGAUCUCAUUUGGAAAUAGGGUCUUUGCAGAUGGUCAGGUUAAGAUGAGGUGAUUAGGGUGGGCCUUAAUCCAAUAUGACUGGUGGCCUUAUAAAGAGGAGAGAUUUGGACACAGAGAAAGACACACACACACACACACAUACACACACACACACACGGAGAACACCCUGUGAAGGUGAAGACAGAGAUUGGAGUGAUGUAGCUACAAGCUGAGGGUUGCCAAACCUUGCCAGCAAAACACCAGAAGCUGGGAGAGAGGCAUGGAACAGGUUGUUUCUCACAACCCUCACAGAGUCCUUGUAACGACUGAAUGAGGUGCAUAGCUUGGAACACGGGUGUUACAAGAGCUCAGUGAAUGUGAUUAAAUCCUGUCUGUUGCACUGCCCGCCUUCUCAUCUAUCCAUUAUACACCACUGUAUACCAUUAACACCACUCUACACCCUUAACACCAUAUACAUCAUUAUACACCAUUAACCCCACAGUGGGUUACACACCAUUACCUCUAACUCACUCAGUCUCUGCUUUAACGUUCCUGGCAUGAGAGAUAGUCCCCUCCCUUCUCCAUUAUAGUCAGAGUGAUCGCUUAAAAAAAUAGAAAUAGAUCCCAUGACUCCUUGCUUUAUGCCAUGAAUUGUUCUCACUGCUCUCCAGAUAGAGGCCAGCCUCGCUCUCCUUCUCCUACGUGAACACCACACUUUUUAUAAAACAGUGUGUGCAGUGCCCCCCAGGGCUCUCUUCUCUCCAGGCCUUUGCAACUGCUGACCUUUUGAACUGUCUUUUCUUCCCUCACUUGACUGAUUCCUGCUUAUCCUUAUGAUCUCGGUUUGGAUGUUAUCCCCACCAAAGAAUUUUCCCUGCUAUCCUGAGGCCAGGCUAGGUCACCCGCCUAUGGGUUUCCAUGGUGCUUGUGCAUAACUCUGCCAGCACUUAUUUACAACAGUCCCCGGUGGUUCUAUCUCAUUUCAUGGGCAAAGAAACACCAAGACUCAGAGGAGUGAAGGUUAUAGCCACCUAAGCUGGAAUUGAAUGUCUAGUGUUUUGGCCCAUAGCUGAUGGUCCAUGAGCAUUUGUCUGAGUGAAUCAGCUAAU
Hippopotamus amphibius kiboko is the source of this 8471-nucleotide messenger RNA. It is a transcript of the gene CCDC170, whose product is annotated as coiled-coil domain containing 170. Gene Ontology annotation, cellular component: Golgi apparatus. Gene Ontology annotation, biological process: microtubule cytoskeleton organization. The transcript has 12 exons. The record is from RefSeq and is a predicted model, not a curated record. Gene Ontology annotation, molecular function: microtubule binding. Bases 102 to 2309 code for a protein of 735 amino acids. NCBI's taxonomy places the organism in Eukaryota, Metazoa, Chordata, Mammalia, Artiodactyla, Hippopotamidae.